CGAAGGUGAGCGAAGUAGUGUUUGAACAACGAUUGAAACGUUAGCUAUCAUUUUGCGAAAAAAGAAUAUAAUAUUUACAGAAUAGCUUUUUUCCCAAAGAAAAAUAUAAUGCCAAGUGCGAAAAUCUUUGCGAUUUUAAUCGCAAUUUUUUGUUUAGAAAAUCAUUUAGCUUUAAGCGAAUAUUGUUACGUUGACGAUCGAAAUCCCUUUUUGUUGUUCAGCACGAAAACUGCUUAUGAACACGUUCAUGGCACCAUAACCGAUUCCAAACUGCCAAAUUGUGAACCACUGCAGAUUUGGAUGAUACUUAGACACGGAACUCGGAAUAGCGGCAAACAUUGGAUUAAAAAAUUAAAAAACGACUUGCCACAGAUUCAACGUACUAUCAUCGAGAAUCACGACAAUUGUAAAUUGUGCGAAAAAGAUUUUAACAGGUUAAAAGAUUGGAACGGGUACAAACCUCUGCAAAAGAAAAAGGCUGCACGAUUGACAAUGCAGGGUAAACAAGACAUGUUUUUCCUUGGUUUACGAUUUAAGAAUUAUUUCCCUGAACUUUUCCAAUCUCGUUCAAAUAACGAUUUGGAUAAAUUGUAUCAAUUUAGAUCGACGAAAACUCAACGAACCAUAGCCAGCAUGGAAAACUUCAUCAAGGGCCUUUUUAACAACGUGACCUUCGACAAUGCAAAAAUAGUGGGAAUCCCUGAAGACACUCUGUUACAAUAUUACAAAAUUUAUGAACCAUAUUUGAACGAAACGGCUAACACGACAGAGUUGUGGGCUGAAAGUGACGAAUUAACGCACAGCGAAGAGUACAAUCAAAUGAUGAACAAUAUUAGUCAACGGCUUGGCUUGUCAAACAAUAUAUCGGAAGAAGUUUUCACUCAAAUCGAAGACGUGUACACUAUUUGCCUGUUCGAGAGCGCUUGGUACAUCAACGAAAAAUCCCCCUGGUGCGCCCCGUUUACAAAGGAAGAUAUAGAAUGGUUUCAGUACAGGGACGAUAUGUAUUUUUAUUAUCUUUACGGUUAUGGCCAGCAAAUGAGGAGCGAUGUUGGAUGUCCACCGUUGAAGGACCUUUUCAAUCAUUUUUCAAAUUUGGAAAAUGGAAAUAAGGACGAACCGAAAGGUAUUUUUUACUUCACCCACAGUGCCGCUCUUCAAUUGCUGCUGUCCACGUUGGGAUACGCGAAAGACUCGGAGCCUUUGGUGCACGAUACAAACAUCGAUAAGGCGAAAACAAGAAAAUGGUACACAGCGAAUCUGACUCCAUUCGCUGCGAACUUAGCGGCCAUUUUGUACAAAUGCGAUAAAAAUUUCAAGAUAAACUUUAAGGUAAAACUUUAUUUAAACGAGAAACCAUUAGAUUACGAAGGAUGCCCACGAGGCACGUGCGAAUGGAGCCAUUUCAAGAAGAUAUUGAAGAAGAUAGCGGUCAACUGUGAAAUGGAUAAAAAUGAGAUGUAAUUAAUUCGUUAAAUUUUUGUUUUAAAAUCGUCGUAUGACAAACGUCACGUGAAAGAUACCUGAACGUGUAUAUGUAUAUAUAUAUACGUGCACGUUGGAAUCAACGAAGCUAUGACGGCGACCUUAUAUUACUGUCAUACGAAGCUGGCAUGAUGAACGAUAUACGGUCAUACACGGUUAUGACACUUUCAAAUUUAGUCACGUUCACUUUGCAUUAUCAUUGAAAUUAUUAUAUCCCCCAUCUUUGGAGAUUUUAAUUCGCGCGUUGUUUGAUAGUAUUACUUUUAUUUCUUUAAUCCAAUCCACAGAUUUUUACAAAUGUAAUUUAUGUUGCCACGCAAAUUUAGAGAAUAUCAGGGUUAAUGUAUUAAAUAAGUUGUUUUAUAUGAUAUAUUUUAUAUAAGCUUCUUUAAUAAAU
Messenger RNA from Apis mellifera (honey bee), 1882 nucleotides. Its product is annotated as multiple inositol polyphosphate phosphatase 1. The record is from RefSeq and is a predicted model, not a curated record. Gene Ontology annotation, molecular function: acid phosphatase activity; inositol phosphate phosphatase activity. The transcript is spliced from 9 exons. The coding region runs from base 109 to 1464 and encodes 451 amino acids. Lineage: Eukaryota; Metazoa; Arthropoda; Insecta; Hymenoptera; Apidae.